Molecule: messenger RNA, 1716 nt
Organism: Histoplasma mississippiense
Lineage: Eukaryota; Fungi; Ascomycota; Eurotiomycetes; Onygenales; Ajellomycetaceae
Exons: 6
Coding region: 1-1716 (571 amino acids)
Biological process (GO): ubiquitin-dependent endocytosis
Cellular component (GO): cytoplasm; cytosol; plasma membrane
Molecular function (GO): ubiquitin protein ligase binding; protein-macromolecule adaptor activity
Source: RefSeq, a predicted model, not a curated record
AUGAAUAACCCGAUUAGCUUUACCACGGGUGACGAUGGCUAUGCAAAGUACUUCGAUAUCAGGCUUGAUAACGAUUAUAUUGUAUUUCGCGGGAACGAACAUGAAGCCGCCAGCACCCUGCUGAAUGGCAAGUUGCUCCUUUGCCUCUCGGAGCCCCUGCAGAUCAAAUAUCUGAGACUGAACCUCACCGGCAUGUCGAAAAUCCUCUUCCAUGGAUCUGCCAGGCGCAGAAAGCCUGCGAGGGAACACACAUUUCUUGAGAAAACAUGGUCAUUUAAAGAUGCUGGUAAGAACAAGCUGGAGACCUUGCCAGCCGGCAACUAUGACUUCCCUUUCGAUAUCAUCCUCCCGGGAUCUCUCCCGGAAAGCAUUGAGGGAUUGCGCGACACCUUCAUCACAUAUCGAUUCAAAGCGGAGAUUGGCCGGAAAUACGCCAAGAGUAUCGUCGUGCGGAAGCCAUUGAGGAUCAUUCGCACCCUCGAUCCAAGCGCCCUGGAGCUGUCGCAUGCAAUGCUGGUGGAGACCCACGAUUUCGUCUUAAAUCCUGAAGCCGCCCAAGCCGACCAAUUGUCCCAUAAAUGGACGAAAGUAAUCCUUGACGACUCCUGCACGCUGGACCAACUAAAGAAAUCCCAAUCCCUGGAUGGAGAGGUUGAGGGAUUUGCUUUUUCUCGAAUCUUGAACUUACCAAAAUCCCUCAGCAAAUGCUUACAAGACGUUGAUACGCGAGGCAUAAAAAUCAAGCACAAACUAAAGUUCAAAGUCCAACUCCACAAUCCGGACCGUCACUUAUCUGAGGUAUAUUUUCCCAUAUUCACUGUUAUCGAUUCCCAUGUGCUCUUUCUCGCGUUCACGUAUUGGCUUCGUGCCAGCCUUCCUGUUUCGAUUUUCAUUUCUCCCCAUCUCCCUAUUGGUGACAAUAAUGACCUUGUUGAUCAAUCGGUCCAGUCUGCCCAGCGAGCUAUCCAUACUAUGGCCCAGCAAGCGCCCCCUCUUUACGGAGACCAUCGAUUCGAUCAGCUGUACAGCGAAAUAGAUUGCUCCGGAUAUCGGACUCCCGGGAGCACCAGUGGCCCUGGCACACCUUUGUUAUCUCUCAGUCGAAGUCUCUCAGCAGAGAACAUUAAUGGCGCGGUGCCUCUAGGGCGUCAGCACAUCUCUCCAUCUGUUUUACAUACCCGACUAAGCGACCUACACCUUAACGGCACCGCAUUACAGCUGACACCUCCGAGCUCGGAAUCCCCGGAAUCCGCAGAAUCAGCUCGUGAUUCAACUGGCCAAGAACCCCAGCCGUUGGAUUUCGGUAGCGGCAUUCCCUCCAUCAACAUCCAGAGUCCUGGCGUUGUUACCCCUGCAACAUCACGACCACCAUCGGAAGAUGGCAACAUCUACUCUGGGCAGACUACUCCUAACUGUCAUAUUAGUGAAGUCGAGCACCUCUCCCGUGUCCCCAGUUACGCCACUGCAGUCCGAUCGCAUCCUUCGCCGCAUUACUGUGAGGGGCUACCCGACUAUCAAGCGGCCACUGCUGGAGAUGCCGCUGGUAUUUCUAUGACUCCUGCGCUACCCCCGCAAUCGCAGCAGGGGCGUGGUCGCAGGAGAUCCCACAGCGCCUCGAUAUCUACUGAAAUAAGACGUCGUCCACGGUUGCGGCUUCACGGCUGGAGUCAUAGCGAUGAUAUACAACAACAAUUACGGAUGCCUCAAGUUUCUUAA